Suncus etruscus (white-toothed pygmy shrew) is the source of this 1245-nucleotide messenger RNA. RefSeq names its product ADP ribosylation factor like GTPase 2 binding protein (gene ARL2BP). The transcript has 6 exons. NCBI's taxonomy places the organism in Eukaryota, Metazoa, Chordata, Mammalia, Eulipotyphla, Soricidae. The record is from RefSeq and is a predicted model, not a curated record. Gene Ontology annotation, biological process: positive regulation of tyrosine phosphorylation of STAT protein; maintenance of protein location in nucleus. The coding region runs from base 131 to 622 and encodes 163 amino acids. Gene Ontology annotation, cellular component: mitochondrial intermembrane space.
GGUAACCGACGCCGGGGGGGACUCAGUGAGGAGCCAGCGAGGCUUCCAGAUGCCGGUAGGGGCUCGGCCUAGCUGAGCGCAGUCUGCCGCCCACCGGCGCGGGGCGGUGGAUGCGGCCGUGGUGGCGGCGAUGGACGCCCUGGAGGAAGAGAACUUCGCGCUGUCCUUCUCUUCCACCUCUGAUGCAGAAUUUGAUGCAGUAGUUGGGUAUUUAGAGGACAUUAUCAUGGAUGAUGAGUUCCAAUUAUUACAAAGAAAUUUUAUGGAUAAGUACUACCAGGAGUUUGAAGACACAGAAGAGAACAAACUCACCUACACGCCUAUUUUUAAUGAAUAUAUUUCCUUGAUAGAAAAGUAUAUUGAAGAGCAGCUGCUGGAGCGGAUUCCGGGAUUCAACAUGGCAGCGUUCACAACAACAUUACAGCACCAUAAAGAUGAAGUCUCUGGUGACAUAUUCGACAUGCUGCUUACAUUUACAGAUUUUCUGGCUUUCAAAGAAAUGUUUCUGGACUACAGAGCUGAGAAAGAAGGCCGGGGCCUGGACUUAAGCAGUGGUUUAGUGGUGACAUCCUUGUGCAAAUCAUCUGCUGUCCCAGCUUCCCAGAACAAUCUCCGGCCAUAGGUUUUACUGCAGGCCAUAGGCUCUUUCUCCACAUCACCUGUUCAGCCAUCUGGGAGCAGAGCUUCCAAUUGUACCUGCAGAGGGAAUACAUCUCGGAAAGCCGGGGUCUGUUCCACACAUUAAGUAUUCCUGGGGCAGAGUGACACAACCUGGCCCUCCUGGCCCUGCCCUCCUGAAACCCUUUGUGCUCCAUAAUGCUGAAGCAGAACUUCUACUGCUUCUUGUCCAAAAGCAUCCCCCCUGGUGAGGGGGUCCCCACUGUGGAAGGAAGAACCCCAAAGUGCCAACCCAGAGGUUUGCAUGCAUCUAUUUUGUGCACACUUAGAAUCUACUAAGCACCCCACUCAGAGAUUAAGUCUUUUAGCUUCAGUUGGGUUUUGAUUUUUAGGGAGUCUUAUCUGGGGCGUCAGUCAAGUCAGCUGCCUGUCUUGAGAUUUCUGAAGCUCUUCUAAGCUAGUCUUGGCUAUAGUAAUCAGUUUAGAGAAAUGUGCUUGAUGUAAACACACCGUAUGAAAGUUAAUUCCUUGGUAUAUUUAUAUCACUUGUAUCACUAUCCCUUCUACUGGCUGUGAUGUAGACCCAUGGUUUCUAGAACUCUUUCAAGCAGUUUAUUAAUAAGAAAA